AUGCAAGCAGCUAUCAACUCCCUGCGUACCAAAGGCGUACUGGUCCUGACACCAGACGAUAAGGACACGCGCAAGGAAUACGAGCGCGCCAUCGCAACCAAUAACCUGCAAUUCCGCUUCUCGCGGCCCGAAUGUGUGGUCCAGCCCGAAAACACGUCGCAAGUGCAGGCUAUCGUGCGCGAGGCCCGGCGGCGUGGCAUUAGGCUGACUAUCAAGUGUAAUGGACACUCUUAUGCUGGGUUCUCCACUGCCUUCGAGGGAAUUUCCCUCGAUUUGCGGAGGAUGAAUCGCGUGUCGCUGGAUAUGCAGCGCAAGGUGGUCACAUUUGAUGCUGGAUGCCAGUGGGGGCAUGUGUAUAGCACCUUGGUGAAUGGACGGCAUGUGGGAUGGAUAAUCAAUGGCGGCCGGUGUCCUACUGUUGGCGUGGACGGGUUUAUACUUGGCGGGGGGCUUGGACCAUUCACGAGAAGCUUCGGUAUGGGGAGCGACACGCUCAUGGAGGCAACAAUGGUGACGGCUGAUGGGGAGGUCGUGACAGUUUCGGAAAAUGAUUCUCCUCAGUCGCCAAAGGGCAGACUCUUUUGGGCGCUGCGCGGAGCCGGACAGGGUAGCUUCGGCGUGGUUACGGAGAUGAAGCUUAAAGUCCAAAAGUUGUCAAGCCGGGACGGUACUGUGGUUGCUGGUCGGUACCAGUGGUUCCCCAAAGAUGGGAUCACUGACGAAGUCCUCGAGGCCAUGAACUCUUUCUAUACCACCGACUGGCCACGCAACAUGACCAUUGACAGCACCUGGAUGUGUGACCUUCGCCAGUCUGUUGGCGACGGGGUCCGCUCCAUCAUAGCGUUUGACGGAAGCAAGCCAGAAUAUGACCGCAAGAUCGAUCGAUUCAUCGCGCAUGAGGAGUUGCGGAAGCAGUUGAAGCGUCGUGUACUGCCCGAGCCGUCAACUCGUUUCCUGUACGAGACGCUGGUCAACCAGUGGAUGGAAGAGACCGAGCGAGCGUUCCCAACCAACAAGACGUAUGAGCUGUUCAGCUCUUUUGUCUACACCAUUGAGGACAAGGGAAAGAUCCAAAAGAUCACGGCAACCAUUCGAGAGCUGAUGAAAGAAUUUAAAGAGUCUUUCCGCGGGGAGCAGGUGGCCUUCUUCGUGACUUGGAUUCAUGCUGGAGGGCGAGCCACAGACUUCGCGCCGACUGACACAGCGUACUUUUGGCGAGGGGCUGUCUAUCAUGCCUAUGUCACCGUCGAAUGGGUCGACAAGUGGAUGGAGCUGGAUAUGCGAUUGUUCCUGGCCAAGGUCAAGCGGGCACUCCGGCCACUAUCAUUUUAUGAGAGGGCGUACUUUGGGGGCAAUGCCGAUGAGCUGAGGAAGGUUAAGAAGAUGUGGGAUAAGGACAACUUCUUCAAGUAUGCACAGAGCGUAAAGCGGCCGGAGGAUCCAGAUGAAGAACCGGAUCAAGAAAGAAAAGAAACCGAGGAAGAUCGGACUGAUAGAUUGGCAAGCGAGGCAUGGGCCUCUUACCAGAUAGAGGAUUUGGAUAAGACCUGUGAAGAGUUGGCUGACUGGGGAUUUUGA
Messenger RNA from Thermochaetoides thermophila DSM 1495, 1578 nucleotides. RefSeq lists its product as uncharacterized. Bases 1 to 1578 code for a protein of 525 amino acids. The record is from RefSeq and is a predicted model, not a curated record. Lineage: Eukaryota; Fungi; Ascomycota; Sordariomycetes; Sordariales; Chaetomiaceae. Gene Ontology annotation, molecular function: oxidoreductase activity; FAD binding. The transcript has 2 exons.